Messenger RNA from Trichobilharzia regenti, 1436 nucleotides. The record is from the annotation of a GenBank genome assembly. NCBI's taxonomy places the organism in Eukaryota, Metazoa, Platyhelminthes, Trematoda, Strigeidida, Schistosomatidae.
AUAUAUAUAUAUAUAUAUAUAUAAACUUAUUCUCAGUUGACUGAUGCACCAUUUUAAUGCGUAUUGAUUGAUAAAAUGAUUUACCUGUUGGCAAUUACAUUCCUCUGGUUGAUACAUUCGCUAGAAGCUACUCCUUUAAAUGUGACCACCAUUACACUGCCCACUUUAACGUUACCUUAUUUUAAUCUGUCUCCACCCGUUGCAGGAUUGUUAGGCUUCGCCCUGAAAGUAUUGAAUUUGGGAUGUGUAAUCGGAAAAAUAUGAUAAAAGAGAAUUCACACUACAAUGAAAGAAAUCUUUGCCAGCCAGCUCUCGAAAAUCUUCCCAGUGGCUUACUGAAUGAUGAAAUAGUUCCAUGUUCCUUUGAGUAGUAAUGAUCAAUGAGCACCACUAAAUGAGAUACUCAUCUAUGACAUUAUCUGUUUGCGUCAUUAUUUCGAACAUCAAUGGGAGUUAGAACUGAUGCAAAAAUGGAUUACGUCUAAUUGGCUGAAUGCUAUACAAUUUCUCCAGGAAUCAGAAUCUUCAGGAUAACCUGAAAAUGCUGGACGCGAUCCUUACUGCCAUCGUAGAUGCCUACAUCUGAAGAGUCCUGAACAAAGAUUUACAGCGCUUCCCUUACUGAACUCAGCAGUUUGUAACAGAAAUUGAAAUUUUAGAGAGUCUACCAUCCUGGAAAUCCUCAAAUGUGAGAAGGAGAGGUGACAAAAAUUCUGAUCUUUACCACUGACACGUUGUUCACAUUACUGGUUCUACAUGGUAUUUGUGCUGAAUGAGUCUAACGUUUACUUUAAUUUGUUUCUACUUUCUCAGGGACCUAACUAGUGGAAAUAUGUUUGUGGGAAUUAAAUAACAGCGAUAAGAGGCGUAGUUAUCUCGUUAAUUAUAUCAUCCAAAUGCUGAACAGAAUGAGAGAAUGUUGAAAGACGCUGAAUCAUCUUCAGUAAACUGGUACACUUUGUUCUUGUGCUAUACAGUGAAACAGAUGACUUGAAAUUCAUUUUUCUAUAACUUUGUUUUUGCGAAAUCAUAAUUUGUACUGUUAAUUUUCAUUAAAAAGUGACCUUCACAAAAAUAUUUACCAGAAAAUGUCAAUAUAAUCUGAGUUUCUUCUUGUGACAUUAUUUCGACCUUUUUUGUCCUAUUGCAUUUUUAUAGAAAUACUAAAGACAGUGAUCUUUACACCUAUGACAAAUUUGUAUACUUGUAAAUUCAUUCAACAGGAUGGUUUGUCAAAUAUUUUUCAGCUAUCUGAAGCUUUCCUUUAUUCGCCACAUGAAUCUUAGUCCCUCUAGGUAAUAUCAUAUGAGUUAACAUAUAAGUGUAUGAUUCUGACAUUGUGGUGGGAUGUAACUCUAUUUUACCUUGUUAAUUUAUUUUAUAUAUCACACAGUGAUCUAGGUGUAACAGAACUUUCAGGAUGUCUGUAUCAGGUG